Molecule: messenger RNA, 5876 nt
Organism: Dipodomys ordii (Ord's kangaroo rat)
Lineage: Eukaryota; Metazoa; Chordata; Mammalia; Rodentia; Heteromyidae
Exons: 11
Coding region: 23-3742 (1239 amino acids)
Molecular function (GO): protein binding
Source: RefSeq, a predicted model, not a curated record
UGAACACCCAUCACUCCCCAAAAUGAGGAGGAAGAGAAGAAAAGCAUAUAGAAAAUGGAAAAUGCUGAAUGCCACAGCAUGUACUUCUCAGCCAUCUGGUCAAGCAGGUCAAAAAACCCACAAAGAUCUUGACAAGGAAGUAAAAGGAAGCACUUCAGAGACUGUGUUUCAUCCAGCUAGGACAUUAGGGAAAUCUAAGGGAAGUGGAAAUGAACCUACAUCUGCUUCUAUGGAUGGAAAGCAGAAUUCCUCUCUUCUCCCUAAAGAUAAGAAACAAUCUUCAUCUGACAGCAAAAUACACAGCAGGAAGGAAAAUGAUGUUCCUUCGUUGGCUGUCUCCCAUCAGCUAGAGAACAUCUUACCAAUGGUCAUGUUUAAUGACUCUGAAAAAUCGUUAUCAGGAAAAAUUAUUCUACGGGAUUGCCCAAGCACAGUAGAAGCUUUUAAACCUGCAAAAGGAAAAUUUAUUACAGAAGUCAACUGUGGGGCUUUCAAUGUGCAAGUAGAAAUCAAUAAAAGCAUUUUCUGUAAAACAGCUGCACAAUUCCCAACAAAAAAGAGAUGUCCAACAUGUCAGCAGCAUUACUCCGUCAGGCGCAUUAGGAGAUGCUACACGUGUAAGCACUGCUUUCCAAAAUACAAGAAUAUCUCAGAAGAAGUUUUAAAACCUGAGGUGCCAUUUGAAAAUGAACAAAAAAUUUCCAGAACUGAGAGCCCUUCUCUGAAAGUAAGCAUUGUAGAAAAAGAAAUAAAGGUCAAAUAUAUGAGUAAGAAACAGAAUAUAUUGAUUAAUAUAAUUCUUCCCAAAAGACGGAGGAAAAUAAUGAAGUCCAUGUACACAUCCUCCAAUCACAACACUAGAGAAACGUCCAGGUCCUCUCCACCGAUUUGUACUAACCACCUUGAAAACCAGCUCAAAAGCAAGCACCAGUAUUUAGGUUGUUCUCAUUCCUCUCUUCCCAUUGUGUUUGCUCUCCGGGAGGAGAAUUCUGACACUGAUGUUGUUGCUCUGACCUCAUGUCUCAAGAGAGAGAGAAAUAAGCCCAAUACACAUUCUUCUGUCUCAGACCAUAUGCAGGGAAAACCUGCCAUAUCUCAGCAGAAGGUCUUUAAAAGUAAUCAGGACACUCCAAAAAGGAAAUAUUCCCCUGUAGCUGGCACUCUUCUGGAAAAUAUUCCUGCUACUUCCUGUGACAUCCUGAAGACUACAAGUUUAAGUAAUACAGAUUUAAAUAAAAUGCCUUUUGAGGACGCUAAGGAUGUGCAUCCAGAGAGAAGCAGCAGCUCUGAUGUCCAAGAAAUCAUCACAUCUGACUUGAAUGUACAACCAGCCACAGAAAGAACAGAUUAUUUACGAAAUUCUGUUACCAGCAAUACUGCUCCCAUGCAAGAUGACUCAUAUUCUGAUUUCUGCUCUCUGUCUUUUCUGAGCAAGCAGCUCAUAGGAGAAAAAGCAGCCAGCAUCUAUUGUAAAGACAAUAAAACGCCACCUACUGAAGACAGUGAGAAUACAAAUUCUCUAUCUAUCCCUUUCAGUCAAAAUGAUAUACAAUGUUUUACCUCAGUCAGCCCAUCUCACUGGAUCACGAGACAUUUAGGACCUAUAGAGAUCUCUGGUAAAACAUUUUCCUUUACCCAGUGUCCUGAAUUUAUGGUUGGCUGUGAGAAAAGCCAUGGUGAUAUAGCAGGCAAAGACAUUACUAGCAAAACCCUUAUACAUGGUGACUCUUACGGAAGCACACAGCAGCCAUUGGAAAGGAAAAGAACCCAAAGUCCAAUGCUCAGGCCUGCCUCCUCUAGCAGCCUAGGGAGCCCAGUGCAUCACAUUAGCCCCGGCACUGUGGAAUGGAAUCAAACAGAGAUCCAGAUAAAUCAUCUAGAGAUAGAAACCCCCAGAACAAUAGAAGUACCAGUCAUGACCUGUGAAACUGAUGAAUUUGAGCAAAGAUUAAUUACGCAAAAUGAUAAAGAAGGCACAAAUGACUUUAAUUGCCGUGUGGCAAUGAGAAACCCUCCUGAGUCACUCCAUUCUCUGGAAAAGGUUGAAAACACAUGGCAAAUAUUACCAGUGGUAAAGAAUAAAGAAUUUGAAGAAGCAACCAGGGUAAACCAUAUAGAAGGCACUACUGAGUCCAGCUGUGCAGUAUGUGUUAGAGAAAAGCUCUUUCUGAGUGAGAAAACACUAACCAGUGGUGCAGGUCAGUGUGAGAACCAAAAUGAUAAAAGCCUUACAUUAACCAAUUCACAACCAGAGCCUGCAGAAUGCCAAAGGACUGCAUCAAUAAGACCGAAUUCUGAAGAAAACAAAAAUGACUCAGAUGAAAUUUUCUAUCACCACAUUGACAUAUUGCUUUCAACCCCAAAGCAGAAGGCUUUGAAAGAUCAGAACUUGGAAAUCAGUAGCCUCCGAAAGUUAUCACAGGAAUUCACUCUCAAAAGUGGAAGAGGAAGUGAUGGUUCCCAGGAAGAAGCAAUAGACCAGUGGGCCAGGAGGAGGCAACAAUUCAAGGAUGGCAAGAGAUGCAGUUCAACAGGGGGCAGUUCCUUUGCCAGCAACAUUACUGAAGGAUCCAUCACGUCAGAUGAUGGUCGUUCUAUGGAUUUUGGCUGUCGGGUUGAUAUUCAAGACAAAGGAUUCUACACAGAGAAUUUUCAUUCCGCAGCAUGGGUUUUCCGAGGGGAUGAUGGGAAUCCUGAAGAUAGUCCUAGAUGUCUGAGUAAAAAACCACGACCAACAGCGGGUAAGGAUGCUACAGUUACUAAUACAAACAGCAGGACACUCAAUUUGGGACCCUCCUUCAAUGAGACCAUUGUCUAUGUACUUGCAGACAGUGCCGCGGAGGAAGCCGGGCUCCAGAUUGGAGAUGUGGUGCUCUCUGUCAAUGGCACGGAGGUCACCAGUGCAGAGCAUGCAGAAGCGGUGCACCUUGCAAGGAAAGGUCCAGACAUCUUGACUCUGGUGGUGGGAUCUGACAUCAGUCGCUGCCCCAACACACCUUGGCCCACCUGCCGUGGCUACCUGCAUAAGAGGACUCAUUCUGGCUUCCUGAAGGGUUGGAGGAAGAGGUGGUUUGUGCUGAAACAUGAUGGCUGCCUCCACUACUACAAACAUAAAAAGGAUGAAGGAAAAUGGCCACCUCUAGAGGUAAUAAAAUUAGAAGGAGCAGAAGUUAGCAUUGAUAGCAGCUUGGGGAAACCUUUCGUGUUUAACUGUGUUCCUCAGUCUGGAAGUAGAAUGUUUUGCCUCUGUGCAACCUCAAACCAAGAAAUGAAAAGGUGGCUUGAAGCAAUGGACAAAGCAGCCCAUCCUAUUCACCAGAAUCACGUCUGGGAAGAUGUUACUGCUCACAACAGCAACCUCCCACCCUUGGCUAUCAAAAAUCCAGAGUGUCUGGGCCUUCUGCACCGGCUGGAUAGAAACACAGACACGUGGGUCCAAUACUAUUGCAUUCUCAAGGAUGGCUGCUUGUAUUUCUAUGCCAGCAUUCGUUCCACCCAGGCCUCAGGAGGCCUAUAUCUCCAUGGUUAUAGGGUCAGUGAACAAACCCAUGGCUUCAAACAAGCGGUAAUUGAACUCAAACCCUCAUCAGAAGAGUUCAAGACUUUUUAUUUCUGUGCAGAAAAUGAAACCGAAAACCAGCGCUGGAUUACAGCUCUGAAGGCAUCUAUCAAAAAAUGGCUUCCUUUGCAUGAGGCUAUUCAGGACUUCAUGAAUCGACCUCUAGAGGAGACCAGAAUGUGAAAGAGAAAGGCUCCAUGAGUUCACCACAAACCUGUAAGAAGAAACAAAAUGCUUCUAUUCAAUGUCAUAAGAUAGAGAUUUUCAAAGGAAUAUCUCUUUAUUGUUACAACUUUGUGAUACAAUUAUAAUUUUUUGAACCAAGGCACCAAUAUCCAGUAUAAUUAUCAAGCAUUUCACUUCCCAUAUUUCUCCAUCAGACUAUAUGUGUUUACCAUCAAAAUAUAGUGAAUGCUCUACUUGCAUCUUUUAAAGUGUAAAUACAGUGAAAGCUACUUAUUUUGUUUUGCGUUUCACAUUGUUUGUAAGAUGUUCUGUUCAAGCUUUCUAGAAUGCCUGGAAUAUAGGAUUCUUGACAAAUUCAAGAUAGUGGAAAUGAAAUGACUGAAAUCAUGAGUAGGAAUAUUUCAGCCUAACAGGCCAUUUUCCAAUAAACAGUAUCAAGUGCCUCCUAGAACUCUUCAGAGUAAGGAAAAUAAUACAAAUCAUUGCUAGAGAAACAAUUAAGAUAAGAAAUUGGAUUAAAUUUACUGGAGAAGACUCAGAAAUGGGAUUGACUUCCUGAAUUUCUGUUACACUGCAUACACAAUGUAAAUCAGGAAUGCACUUCUCUUGAGCCUGAAUACAAAACUUAUUGAUUCAAAAGAAAUGUUAUAACAUGGCUUCAUUUCUCAGUGGAACAAUCUGGAUGUGUAACCAGGAGUUAGUGAUGCAUUUGGAAUAUGGAUCACAGAUUUCAAGUGGUUCAGUUGCAAGAUUCAAGGACUCUAGAAAAACUCACAUAAAAUGAAAGAAAUCUUGUCUUUUUAUAAAAUGAUAGUGCUGUAGAACUCACUAGGACCCUAGAGCUCAACUUUUCUUCUUGAUAGCUUAGGCUCAGAGAGGUAAUGGCCUAUUGGAGAUCACCAGGUUGUUAAUGGUAGGAUUAGAACUAAACUCAGGUCUUUGUCUCUCUGUCCUGUGUUCUCUGCUCAUUGUGCCCAAGAAAAUCUGGAAUGGUUUCAGAGAGACAACAACACCAACCACUAGCAAAUUGUUUAAUAGUUGCCAUUUCCAGCUGAGAAUUGGGCCAAUAGACUAUGCUUAUAUUUCUGUCAUCUCAUAAGAACAUUUUAUGGUUGCUUAGAUUAUUUUCUUUUCCAGACAGCUUUAAAUGUGAAAAGGUAUCAAAAUUCAUGCCAUUUUUAUAUUCGUUAAUUCUUCUUUGCCAGAAAGAAUGUGAUGCUCUCAAAAAAAAAAUGGUGAAAGCUUGUAUCAGAUAAAGGAGUAUUGAGUCUGAGGAUGUGCUCCUUCAUUCAUGCUUUAAGAGAAAGCUGCCUGUAUGAACUCAGGCCAAAAAGACAUGCUGCAAUACCCCGACCAACUUAAUACCAUAACCAGAAAAUAUUCAAUGAACAUCAACAGAUAGACCUCUGUUCUAAAAAAAAUGGUCCCUUUGUUCUCCCAGUAUCUGCUGUGUUAAUAAUGAGGUCUUUCAACAGCAGCAGCAGCAGUAAUGUUCAUGUCAGAACCAGGGGAGGGGGAGGUGGUCAUCAAACCUCCACUCCCUAGCAGUGUUCUCUGCCUUUCUGGAGACUUGCCAUGGAAUGUACAAACUGUGCUGUUUCCAGGCAGCCAGUGAAUGACCAGAGCCAACUGUAACACUGACACAGAGCUCUCCCCUGAAGGAGAAAACAAAUGCAAAUACCUCCGUUAAAUGUGAAUGCGGUUUUCUCCAAAUCAAACACUCAUAUAAAUUGCUUAAAUAUGAAUACUAUGAACUCUUAACUGUAGAGGCAGUGCCCCAAACUACAGUUGUUAUGUCUGGAAGGGUCAGAUGAUCUUAACAAUCUUAGAUAGUAUGCAAAAAUGUUGGUGGGAAAGCAUUUUUAUGUGGAGAAGGUUCGUAACUUGUAUGUGAUCCUCAGAGAUAGGAGUCAAAAAAACGUUCUAAGACUAAGAACAUUUUCCAAGAUCUACCAGGUUUGCAUAUCUAUUAGACAUUAGAAGGAGAGAAAAGUAAAAUAAAUAGUAUACAAAUGGAUUAAAUGUCUGCACAUUUUAGGGUUAGCCAUUUGACAAAUCGAGAAGAGCUCCACUGGAAGAGAACAAGGGAAGGGGUUAUAUUGUGCAAAAAGAAAUGUACUUUUUUUGUCAG